Hemicordylus capensis (graceful crag lizard) is the source of this 3522-nucleotide messenger RNA. RefSeq lists its product as uncharacterized. NCBI's taxonomy places the organism in Eukaryota, Metazoa, Chordata, Lepidosauria, Squamata, Cordylidae. The record is from RefSeq and is a predicted model, not a curated record. The coding region runs from base 526 to 1191 and encodes 221 amino acids. The transcript has 10 exons.
CUGGCCCCUGGCCCUCCCCACUGCCUCGGCGUGCAGGGAAUUGUCUGGGCACAUGGGGAGCGUGCCCAGCAACAGCGCUGUGAUUGUCUGUGUGGACAGUAAGUUUGCUGGGAGACCUGCAAAAAUUUUCAAAGAGAAAUUUAGAAGAAGGAGUCCAAGAGUGAGUCCAGAAGAGUCCAAGAGAGCAGUCCACAAGAAGAAGAAUCUGUCUGCAGUGCAGUUGGUCUCUCUGCAGAAGAGAAGUUGUGAGAGAAGCCUAGCUGAAAUUACUGGUAGAAAAGGAAGAGUCAGGCUGGAUUGAGCCCCAGACCUGCACAGUAAUGAGAACAAGGGACUGCCCAGCAUGCCAGAAGCUGAAGGAAGAAAGUACAGAGGACUCUGAGUAGGGCCCAGUAUAGAGCCAGGCUGAAGGCAUUUCGACGCCUCUUUCCGAGAAAGAGUGCCAGGGUGAUCCCUGCUGCUACGGAGAGUGCAAAGGCGGAGCCAGGAAACAGCAAGCUCACUGCAUUUGCCCUGGCUGACAAUAUGAAGGCUGAUCUUGAGUGGGAGAGGCUGAUGAAAGCAGCAUGCCAGGAUCAAUAUGGGUCCAAAGAGCUGCACCUCAUUUUAGAGUUUUUCAACUCGGGAUUAAAGAAUGUGGAAAAGCAGCCUGGCUUCCACAUGAUGAGGAAAUUUGUCAGAUCCACCAUGGAGCUGAUGCAGGCAUCCUCAGAACAUCCGGAUCCAAUGCCAAUAUUCACCGCGGCCAUGCUGACCUUGUAUAAAAUCAGCAAAACUGAGACCCUGAGAAAAAGACAGGAGGAGUGCGUCCUGAAGCAGGCACUGCAGAGCCUGGCGAAGGUGCAGGGGAGCAGGAGAGCAGACCUUAGCCAGACACUCUGGGGGAAAGCCCAGGAGGCAUUUGGCAUUCUGCUCAGGGCCUGGCUAAGAAGAGACCCCUCCAUCACACACCUUCUGAUGCUCAUGAAGAUCCUGGAUGGCUACAUUCAAAAGGGAAAGUAUGUCAGACAGCUCUGCAUCUCGAGUGGCACAGCUCUAUUACGGUGCGCCAAGGACAUGGCAAACAUAAAUAUGGAGGAAAUCCUGUGUCAGAUCUCCAAACCUCUAUUGGAAGAUUUUCAAAGGGACAAAUGGAGGACAAAUGAAGAUGACAUCGUUGUGGAAAACCUAGAUGAAGAGGAGCUCUUCUAAAAAAUAAGUCCUAUUUCUAUCUGCCACGAGCAAGCAACUUGGGCAAUGGGAUUUCUUUUCUAUAAGGAGAGUCAGGGUGUCCAUCAGUCUGGCUGGCAAAAUCAGGCCUGAUCUAACAGAGAGCUCGGAAAACCUAUAAGAAGCUCAAGAAAUCCAACCACAAACCAUUCAUUACAAUCUCCAGCCUUUCCCUGAGCCCAUGGGGCAGCUCAGGUUACAACUCCAUUGCAACUGAGCCAAGCCAAGGCUGAAGAGAACAAGAUAAAUUAACAUAUGUGAAGAGGCAAGCUCCAGCUACUUCAUUAGCAGUUGCGGAAGUGCAGCCCAAGGCUAAAGACUUUCUAAAGAAACUCUAGAGCAAACUCGCCCAGCUGCACCAUCCAGUGGUGAAAACGCACACUGCAGCCAAACUUCAAGAGGGACAUGAACCCCAGCACCUGCUAUAUCUGAACCAAACAACAUUCGUCUCCAACCACCUAUAGAGCUGGAGAGAGAAAAUAGAAAGACAGCUAAUAGGAAAAGGAGCUGUGCUCUUUGAAGAAAAAAAGGCCAAAUGCAUAAAAAGGUAAAUGCAAUCACAAGCUGUAUAGAAUGCAUACUAAGUGAAUGUCGUGCUGUCACAUCAGAGGAAGAGAGAAGCCAAUCAACAACAACAAUACCAACAACAACAUUUAUAUACCACUUUUCAACAAAAAGGUCACUGGAGGUACUGAGCUAGGGGUGGAUAGGGCCCAUUACUCUCCCCCUGCUAAAUAAAGAGAAUCACCACGUUAAAAGGUGCCUCUUUACCCACUUAGCAGGUACGUGAAGCACUUAGUGGCCUCUUUGCCCACUUAGGUACGUGAAGCACAAGCACACUGUUUCAGAUAUCUGAAAAUCAUAUGAGACCACCACAACUUCCUAAUCAGAGCCCAGCAACAUGCGGAACACACCCAGUAAUGGUGCCGUGGUUAGAGGACCAGCUAGAGUCUAUGGUGGUGGUGGUCACUGGCCAACCCACCAAGGAAGAAGAAGAUACAGAAGACUGUAGCACACCAUUGUCCCACACCAUUGAGUUGCAAGGCUUGCAAUCCCAAGUUCAAGAACAAAGCGUGCAGUGCAGCAAGGACAUCCACAUCAAUGGAACACCAACCUCACACCUUCAAACUCAAGAAGAAGCAUGGGACUUCAGCACAACCCACACCACAGGAAUGCAAAUGUUGCAGCCUGACACUCCAGGAAACAGUCCAAUUAGAGUGAAGGUUCCAGACCUCCUCACUGAGUACAGGGCACACCAGGUCAUCGACAACAAUGCACACACUAAAUCAUGUCCACUGCAACUAAGGAUCCAUCUCAGUCUUAUAUCACAGUAGCCACGAUGAGAGAAGUGAGAGCAAAGGUAUCGGUUGAAGCAGCCAUGACAAGCAUGGACUAGGACAAACUUGUGGAAGUGCAGGAAGCCAAGGCAGCACAAAGAGAAGCCGAAGUCGCACGCCAAGAAACAGAAUGGAAGAGAUAGAAAGACAAAGGGCCAAGAAAGCAAGAGGUGAUUCUGCACUAAAGAGUCCAAAUGGGAUACGCCUGUCUCAAGAAAGGCAAAACGACAGGAGCUCACAUUAGUUCCUGAGUCCGAGAAUGGUACGGCAGCUUCUUCCCCCAGCGACAAUUCAAUUCCAACCUAUUGUAAUGGCCCAGCUCUACGAUGACGACAAAUAUUUAUAUACUACUCUUCAACCAAAGUUUUCAAAGUGGUUAACAUAGAAAAAUUAUAUAUAAAGAAGAUGGUCCCAUGUCCCCAAAGGGCUCACCAUCUAAAAAGAAACAUAAGGCAGACACCAGCAACAGCCACUGGAGAGAUGCUGUACUGAGGUUGGAUAGGGCCAGUUGCUUUCCCCCUGCUAAAUAUAAGAGAAUCUCCACUUUAAAAGUUGUCUCUUUGCUCAGUUAACAGGGCAACCCUCCAGCAACAGUUCAACAGCUCCCAUUUCCAGUGGUGGCUCAGCAGCUCCUACUUCCAAUGCAUCAAGUUGCAGCUCCUGUGCUACCACAGCACCACCGUGGAUCCAUGGAUGUUUCAAUUGCUCAGCACCACCUCCUCCACUCACGCAAGUCACAAUUGGUCGAGCAGACCUCACCAAGUGUCUAGCUUGUCAGAAACACUAGACUCUAGAAGUUCAGUGACCAACCAGGUGACUAUUGAUCCUGGAGGGAAAUUAGAGAAGGAUUUUGAAGCACAACUUUAUUUCAGUGUUAGCUGUGAUAAGAUGUGAAUGGAGGGCCCAUUUAGCCAUUUCUCUUCAAUGGCAUAAUAAAUUCUAAUUUUUUCACCGGCUGUCCCAUGGUAAUCUUUUA